Molecule: messenger RNA, 2983 nt
Organism: Zootermopsis nevadensis
Lineage: Eukaryota; Metazoa; Arthropoda; Insecta; Blattodea; Termopsidae
Source: RefSeq, a predicted model, not a curated record
AUAUCCGUGACCGCAUUAGAUGUUCUUGAAAUGAUUCUGACUUCAAAAUUCAGAAUAUUGUAAUCUUUACCAAACAUUAGGCCUAUUAGGGUGAUCAAAUCAAGUAAUGUGAGAUGCGGGGCCUAUAGCACCCAAAUUUUAGUCGAAAAAUCAGAAAUGACCACAUGAGAGAAGUAUAAAUGAGGCGGUAUUAUCAAAAUGGCUUAAAACUAUAAUGCCAGAGUAUGAACUGGAUUUAACUGUCUCAGGCCAGUGUCCAGUGUCGGGCUGUUGUGAACACGGUUUUAAAGCCUCGGGUCAUUUCUUGACUAGUUGGGCAUCAGCUUCUCUGCAGAAGGACUAAGAGUUGGUUUCAGUUGAAAUGUAAGAACGUGUACUGUGUGACGCAGACAGUGGAACUGGACGCUGGCUCCAUUCCGCCGGAGAUGCUGGAGCUGAAUGUCACGCGGUGUCGCGGAGAGCUACGCCUGUUGGCCGGCACAUUCUCGCAGGUGUGGGCGUUGCAGCGGGUGCGUCUCAGCGACGUGGAGCGUCUGGUGGUGCGGCGCCACGCAUUCCUCAACCUCUCGGCCCCGCACACGCUGCUCGAGGUCGUCGACUGCGGCAGCGCCGUCGUGGAGACGCACGCCUUCCGGGCCGUCCGCGGUCCUCUCACUGCCGUCAUCUCUCGCUGCGCCCACGUCAUCGUGCAGAACUCUGCCUUCUCCUGGAUCCUCGCCAUCACCGUCAAGGAUGUCCCGCGACUCGAGCUGUUCAAACAAGCCUUCUCCUUCGAGACUCCAACCACGGUCGGGCGCCAUGGACCAGCCGCAAUGGACCACGAUGAACAACAGCUUCUGCUCGUUCAGGUGUUGCUGCAGAACGUGAUCAUGGCAGAACUACCUCAGAGCGCGUUCCCUUCGUCAGCGGCAGAGGUACGACUAGUGGACGCGGAAGUGCGUACAGUUCGACGCGACGCCUUCUGUGCCAACACGCUGUUCUCCGUGGUGUUCCAGAACACGUCUCUACAUCGCGUGGAAGCGGGUGCCUUCAGCGACCGUACUCUCAUCCAGUACUUGGAAAUGUCCGGCGUCAGAAUACGGGUGCUGGCAUCCCAUGCUGUGCAGGCAGCCAUAACCAACCUAACUAUUCAGCAUUCCAGGGUGUCUGAAGUGCUGGAAGGUGCCAUGAACAUAACUGUAGCCAAAGCAACCUUCAAUAAUAAUGUGUUCGAGAAGAUCCUAUCACGAGGAUUUGUUCUGAAGUACUGGAACCGUAUCGUCAUGACCGACAAUACAUUCCAGUGGUUGGAAGCGGAUGCAAUGGACAUGCCAUUCGAGUCACUGCCAGGAGUUAGCACUUACGAAUUCAGUUUUGCGGGUAACGAAGUAGAUCAGUUCAACCCUGGAGCCCUGAGGUUCGCAGUGAAAGCUAUAGAAGGCGGUGCAGGAAUAAGAACAAGGCUAACAGACAACAGAUUUACGCAGAUCUGCCACUGCAACUUGAUCUCGUGGGUGAAAAAAAUGGUGACAUCGGAGAAGGAAGCGCUGGAUGAGAUUUUCAACACCAGCUCGUGCACAGUAGAUUCGGUACUGGCACGGUGUUUCAACGUGCCGCAGGGCUUUGUAAAUAUGAGGAACUACACUGAACUGGUGUGUGGAUCACGAGAGGUGAUAGUGUGUGAAGAGAUGAGUAAGGGUGAGAGUGCUGUGAGUGUGGUGCGGAGCAGUUCUGCAGACAGUAGUGAGGUGGACCACGAAAAGAAAGUGCUGGGAUUAAUUUUCAUAGUGGUGGUGUGUGCAAUGAUCAUCAUCGUUACGAUCACAGGAAUUCUCUGGUUGCGGCGAAAUGGGUACUGCCUGCAGGCAAGGAUAAUACUGCUACCCACCACAACGAGUUGCCUCACCAUGUUCUCGACUUUCUUCCAAGGCAUUGGGACACGGGGUCUUGUAACAGCACGGUCUAUAUCCCGGCUGUCCAUGCACGAGUACACAGAGUUGCAACAGCAACAGAAGCAGAGGCAAGGUUUGCUGGUCAUCGCUGAAGAUAACGUUAGUGAGGGGCAAACUGAACAAGUGGCAUGUGAAGACAGGUGGACUCAGACUCUGCCUGAAGAACUGACUCAGGAACUCCUCCAGUCACUACGAGAGAAACUAGAUGACCCAGAAAAUUACAGUGAAGCGCGAGACAUGAUAGAACAUUUGUAUGAUCUCAUCAAGGUUGAAGAAAGUUGCAACAACAAUAACAUGCCCUCCACGUCACGUAAUGCUGAAUACUACGACGACGAAGACGAUGACAAUCUGUAUGAUGUGAUUCAAGCUCCGUCACCACCGCCACCCAGACUAAGGCAGAACAGGUCGAAAAAGAUUACGACGUGCAGCGUUGGCACGAGAGCACCAUCGCCAGACAAACUUCUGUCUUAUGCACAGGUGAGGAGGAACCGGCAACCAGCGGUAGUCUGCGAGUACGUGGAACCCCGAGACCGUGAACAGCAUCUGUAUGCAGAACUACCUGGAGGAGGUGCCACUACCUUGCCAACCACAAGCUCUGGGUCCAACAAAUCGCCAGCCAGACCACUCAGCUUCUUGCGUGCCCUGGGUGAGAGUAUCUUGCCAAGGGUGUCAGCCACUGUGGGUGGCAGGGUGCAGCAACCAAUUUCUGUUUUAUGUGAAUACACUGAGCCAACAGACACUGCAGUUCAUGUUUACACAGAAGUGCCACCCACAAGCACCAUCAAGUGCUCCAGUAAAAUGGCUAACCGUCCACUUCCCACCAAGCCUGACCAGGACAAUGUCACUUCCAAGGAGAAAGACGAUCCUGGGGAGGGAACUUCUGCCUCCUAAUUUAGCUCAACUGUGAUAUAUACAAGACUUAUUCUUUCCUUUGUAUUUAAAAGACGCUAAGGAUGGGAUAUGAUAUUAUUGUGAUGAAUGCCUUGUGCUGUUCUAAAAUAUGUUAUAUAUAUAUGCUGCAAAGUAAAUGAUAGUCAUUUUAUAAUUUGCAA